This is a messenger RNA of Phragmites australis (common reed), 1409 nucleotides long. Its product is annotated as extensin-1-like. Lineage: Eukaryota; Viridiplantae; Streptophyta; Magnoliopsida; Poales; Poaceae. Bases 12 to 1127 code for a protein of 371 amino acids. The transcript has 3 exons. The record is from RefSeq and is a predicted model, not a curated record.
ACUAUCUAGCCAUGAAAAUGAGCAUGACAGGCCAGCCAAAGGGUCACCUAUGGAUGGCCUUCACCAUGUUGUUUGCCAUUUUUACAAUGCAUGGCGCGGGAGCAACCAGCUUUUUACCACCGUCUCUUUCCUUAUCACCAACAUAUGCUCCUGUUAUCAAGGUGGUAGGGAAGGUGUACUGCUAUAGAUGCUUCAAUGAGGCACACCCAGAAGAAUCCCAUGGGAAGAAGCACCUGGAAGGAGCCAUGGUCAAGGUCACUUGUCAGGCAAAUGACCAAGCACUUGUGGGAUUUGGCUACACCAGAAGCAAUGGCAAAUACAGUGUGAGCCUUAAGGGCCUACCAAUUAGCAAUACCUAUGGGUCUGAUUCGUGUAAGGUUGAGCUCCAUGCAGCACCAGGAGGAUCUGACUGCAAUGUGCCAAUGGAGUUAAAUUUGUCUGGGCUCAGUGUUUACUCCAAGUCAAGCGAGGAGCUGGUUCUCAAAGCCAACCAAAUAAUGGCAUUUGCAUCAAAGAAGACCUUUGUAUGUUCGAAACCUCACAUCCUACCACCGAUGUAUCCCCAUUCCCUGUCACCCCCUUACCAGUAUCCCUCACCCCUAUCACCAUUGCCUUAUCAAUAUUCACCACCUCCUUCUAACCAGUUUCCACCUCCAGCUUACCAGUACCCAUCACCACCUCAGAACUACCACCCUUCACCACCACCUUACCAACAGUCCACACCUUCAAACACCUACCGAUCUCCACCACCUCCACAAGGCGUCAAGAUUCCAGCACCAUCCCACAAGCAUUUAACACCUCCAUACUACUACAAGUCACCACUUCUACCAUCAUCAGCAACGCCUCCGUAUCACUAUAACUCUCCACCACCUUACCAGUAUUCACCACCUCCGUAUAACUAUCAAUCUUCACCGCCAUCCUAUCUGUAUUCUCCACCUUUGCCUCCAAAAGCUUCGAAACAUCUACAACCAAAAGCCCCUCAUGAAAAUUCUCCACCAGCAUCUUCAACAUCUACACAGCCUCUUUACCAGUAUAACUCUCUAUCACCUCCAAAUGUUGGCACGUCAUCAACAAUGCCACCUCUGCACACCUACCAAUCCCCACCACCACCGAAUCAGCUAUCUUAAGCAUCAACAGCAGGGCUCUUGAAGUGAUCAGGGGUGAGCAGAAUAAACAAAAAAGUGGAAGCCUGUUUUCAAGAGGAAGAAGCAUCAUAGCUAGAUGUUCCAACUACCAUCUCGGUGUCUAGGGUUGUUUAUGGCAUUGUCUAGAGUUGUUUCAGCUUUCAUUUCAUUGCCUACUAUUUCAGCAAUGCAAUCAUAAGUUUGUAGAGCUUUCUUACUAGCUCUGCUUAAUCCAACAUAUCGUGUGGUUUCCUUGCAGCUCCAAAAUGAGCAUUCUUGUGUAUG